GUCUGGACACUGGAGAUAUCACAGAGAGGGAGAGGUAUGAACACACAACAAAGAGUGGAGGAGUUUGAGCAGUGUAUCGCAAUCAACGUGACUUUAUGGGUGACAAAACGGCCAUGUCACAGCUAGAAACUGAGGGAGGCUGUUCCUCCAAGUCGUUCAAGCUGUACUCCCCCAAGGAGCCCCCCAACGGUAGCACUUUCCCCCCCUUCCAUCCCGGUACCAUGUUGGACAGAGACGUGGGUCCAACCCCAAUGUAUCCUCCCACAUACCUGGAGCCAGGCAUAGGGAGGCACACGCCAUAUGGCAACCAGACAGACUACAGAAUAUUUGAGUUAAACAAACGGCUACAGAACUGGACAGAGGAGUGCGACAACCUAUGGUGGGAUGCAUUUACUACAGAGUUUUUUGAAGAUGAUGCCAUGUUGACCAUUACCUUCUGUCUUGAAGAUGGGCCAAAGCGUUACACAAUUGGUCGGACGUUGAUUCCAAGGUACUUUCGGAGUAUAUUUGAAGGUGGCGCGACUGAGCUCUACUAUGUCCUGAAACACCCCAAGGAGUCGUUUCACAACAACUUUGUUUCACUUGACUGUGAUCAGUGCACCAUGGUCUCCCAAAAUGGAAAACCAAUGUUCACACAGGUGUGCGUGGAGGGCCGCUUAUACUUGGAGUUCAUGUUUGACGACAUGAUGAGGAUAAAAACGUGGCACUUUAGCAUCCGACAACACCGUGAACUCAUCCCUCGCAGUAUACUUGCCAUGCAUGCCCAGGACCCACAGAUGCUGGACCAGCUGUCCAAAAAUAUUACAAGAUGUGGCCUGUCAAACUCGACUCUAAACUACCUCCGACUGUGUGUGAUACUGGAGCCCAUGCAGGAGCUGAUGUCCAGACACAAGACGUACAGCCUCAGCCCCAGAGACUGCCUCAAGACCUGCCUCUUCCAGAAAUGGCAAAGAAUGGUGGCACCUCCAGCCGAGCCAUCAAGACAGGCCCCAAACAAACGGCGGAAGCGUAAGAUGUCGGGUGGCAGCACCAUCAGCGGAGGAGGAGGAACUAAUAGCAACAAUAACAAGAAGAAGAGUCCGGGCAGUGGCUUCCCUCUGUCUAGCCAGGUUCCAGAUGUGAUGGUGGUGGGAGAGCCCACACUGAUGGGAGGGGAGUUUGGCGACGAGGACGAGCGUUUGAUCACGCGGCUGGAGAACACCCAAUUCGAUGCAGCCAACGGCAUUGACGACGAGGACAGCUUCAACAACUCCCCGGCUCUGGGAUCCAACUCGCCCUGGAACAACAAGGCGCCCUCCAGCCAGGAGAGCAAGAGCGACAACCCCACCUCACAGGCAUCGCAAUAGACUUUGGGCUCCUCCUCCAUAACCCAAUUCCCUCGCGCCCUCCUCUGAGCCUUCCCAAAGCCAAAAGUCUCAAGAGCAACAGGUUUCCUAGCAGCCCCCCGACAGGCGUUUUGAGCUCUGACUCUUCCGGCACGCGGUGCCUGGCGGCGCUCACUUCGACUUUCUGCCAUGACUCUUAACUUCCCAACUUAAAGGCACCGUGGUCCCUUCCCCUCUUCUGGUCCUUUUCUUCGUUUCCUACUCCAAAUGUCUCGUCUGCUUUUGGUCAUUUCCACUUUGGACAGCGACAUGCUAGUUGUGAUGGAGGCGCGGUGAUUGAAUCCAGGAGAGAGCUAACCCACACUAAACCCAAGAAGAACGCUACAGCAGUGUGGCAUGGCUGAGGUGGCAAGUUGCUCAGGGACAGCUUGUCCACCAACCAGCCUUGAAACCACUCAAUUCUGGACUGCUCUGAUGCUUCAAGGCACUAGAAACCUUUGUCAACAGAGUAUCUAUGUGAGCGCGUGUGUGCGCACGUCUGCGUGAGUGAGCGACAAACGUUUGAGGAGAGAAAAGAAGCCUAAACACAUCAGUGUCUUUGCUAAAUCGAGCAGACCAGAAUUUAGAGACGUCUUGCAAAAUUGUUGAAAUUGUGACACCGAGUGUGGGACACAACAAUUCACACUAAACACACACACUUAACCAUACACACACAGACCCGCGCGCACACACACGCGAACGAUGGAAGGAGUUUGUUUCUCGUUAUGAGCCAUCUCUGAGUAGACUCCGAUGUAAGCAACAUACACACUUACACAUUUUAAGAGUUUUUAUACAGUAUAUAUUUCCCUAGAAUGUUUUUUUUUUUUUCUAUUAAACAUCUUCAGUUCAAUUGUUUAUUUUGAUUUUUUACCAAUACUGAAAAGCUACAGACCAAGGAGCACCACAGGACUUUUAUUCCUCCUCUAAAAUAUAUUGUUUUUAUCUUUUGUGUUUAUAAAAGAAAAAAUAUUUAGUGUGGAUGUUUUAUUUUGUCUUUCCGUUGCUUUUGGAAAUUUGAACUUUUGUGUAUUUGUGCUUGUAUAUUUAAGGUAGUAGCAAAGUUCUGUCUGACUGUAAUAAGAUGUAUUCUUACUUAGAUAUACCUAAAGCCAUCUUGAUCUAAUGUAAAGAAACAAAAUAGGAGAAAUGAGGAAAAAAAAAAACCCACCCCACUCGUUCCUCCCUCUUUUUUUAAGGGUAGUGUAAAUUAAUUGACAAAAAUCCCUGAGGGUACAACAGCACCAUCGGAAGGUGUUUUGUGUCUUUUGCUUUUCUUUAUUUAUUCAGGACAUUCAGAAAUCCACUGUUCCAGGUCUACAUUAAAUUGCUAGUUUUUUCCCCCCCUCCACUGUCAGAGGUUUUAUGUCGUGCGUAACCUGAUUCAACCCAAUGUCAAGUGAAUGUGCUGAAAUGUUUGUCUGACUUUCACUCCAGUCACUGGCUAUAAAGGUUGUUAAGAAACUUAUACCUUCCAACAAUGUUUUAAUUUGUGCCAUCUUCAAACAUGUUCUAAAACCAGCUUAACAUUAUGUUCACUCUGCAUAGUUUAGUCUAUAAAUUCAUGAGUCAUAAAAAGCCUGAAAGAAGUCCUGCUGUUCUUGAUUUGGCCCUUCUGGUAAUCAUCAUGACCAUAAGUGGAAUCUUCUAACUCUUUGUACAUUUCUGUUUUGUUUUACACUUUCAAUUCAUUUAAAAUUUAUUUUGAAUGGUGAAUUGUACCUUCCUCAAACCCAGUAGAAUCAUUGUUUGGUAUCAUUUAUUUUAUUUUAAUUUGGUUAGUUUCCGCCCUUGCUAAUUAAUGUAUGGUACCAAUAAAAAAAGAUACAUUUUCACUUUAA
Messenger RNA from Syngnathus typhle (broad-nosed pipefish), 3202 nucleotides. It is a transcript of the gene ldb1b, whose product is annotated as LIM-domain binding 1b. Gene Ontology annotation, cellular component: transcription regulator complex; nucleus. Bases 96 to 1346 code for a protein of 416 amino acids. Gene Ontology annotation, molecular function: LIM domain binding. The record is from RefSeq and is a predicted model, not a curated record. NCBI's taxonomy places the organism in Eukaryota, Metazoa, Chordata, Actinopteri, Syngnathiformes, Syngnathidae. Gene Ontology annotation, biological process: nervous system development; positive regulation of transcription by RNA polymerase II; negative regulation of transcription by RNA polymerase II. The transcript has 11 exons.